GUUAGAUAUCACAAACUGUUCGAUAGCGGGAAUUAUUGGCAUCGAGGAAGGGACGAGAAUGAUUGAUAAAAUAAUUGAAAAUUUAUAUCUGAGUAAUGUACAAGAUGUUCUGGAUGAAUCUAGGGUUGAUCGACUUAAAAAUGAAUUAAAGAUCACCCAUGUUCUUACGGUAACAGCAGAAAGUAUUCCGGUGGAAAAGCAAAUUGUUGGGAUAUCUUAUAGGUUUAUUUUUGCUCUGGAUAUGGAUACACAAGAUAUGUUCGCGGGAGAUUUGUUAGGGACGAGAAUGAUUGAUAAAAUAAUUGAAAAUUUAUAUCUGAGUAAUGUACAAGAUGUUCUGGAUGAAUCUAGGGUUGAUCGACUUAAAAAUGAAUUAAAGAUCACCCAUGUUCUUACGGUAACAGCAGAAAGUAUUCCGGUGGAAAAGCAAAUUGUUGGGAUAUCUUAUAGGUUUAUUUUUGCUCUGGAUAUGGAUACACAAGAUAUGUUCGCGGGAGAUUUGUUAGCGAAUGCGCUAAUGUACAUCAGAACAAGUAUUGAGAAUAAUGGACGAAUCCUUGUACAUUGUGAAGCUGGUGUAUCACGUUCAGUGUUUGUUGUUGCUGCUUAUCUAAUGCAAAAAUUGCAAUGGUCAUCGUCAAAAGCUAUUGAAUACAUACAAAGGAUACGACCAAUAGCGUUACCAAAUGAUGGUUUCGUGCAACAGUUGCAAAUAUUCGAAAGUUGUCAUUUUGUCGCCGAUAUUCAAGUUAUUUCGCAAUGUCCAUUAUACAGAAACUGGUUAUUGAAUAUCUCUUCAGCCAAUGCAUCAUUUGCAAAAUUUCCUGUGGACAAAAAGUCGUCAGACUCGAUCGAUUCCACAAAUAUUGAAUAUCGAUGUCGUAAAUGUAGGAAAAUUUUAUUUAACGAUAAGCAUAUCAUGAGACAUGGAGUAUUGACACCUAGCAGUGUUACUGGCGAUGGAGCAACGGAAACAACGGAUUGCAGUUUCGGUUAUUUUAUUUCACCUAUGGAGUGGAUGUCUUUGCGUGAACAUCGAGGAAAAAUUUCUUGUUCAUGCAACGAAAAGCUUGGUCAUUAUGACUGGGGAGGACGUGUGUGCGAAGGAAUGAUUGGCAGACCAUGCGGAACAGCCGGCAAUGCGGCCAUGGAUUUACGUAAAUCAGAACAAGGUCGAUCGAAUUGUAAAGAUGGAUCAGAAUAUGCUAAACCCUAUAGACACUAUCAUUAUAAGGCCACCGAAACUUCCUCGUAUGUAGAACACAUCCAACUUGGUGUGAUCGCGAAGUUCUAUGAGUCGUAA
This is a messenger RNA of Loa loa (African eye worm), 1303 nucleotides long. RefSeq names its product dual specificity phosphatase. The transcript is spliced from 10 exons. Gene Ontology annotation, molecular function: protein tyrosine/serine/threonine phosphatase activity. The record is from RefSeq and is a predicted model, not a curated record. The coding region runs from base 59 to 1303 and encodes 414 amino acids. Gene Ontology annotation, cellular component: nucleus. NCBI's taxonomy places the organism in Eukaryota, Metazoa, Nematoda, Chromadorea, Rhabditida, Onchocercidae. Gene Ontology annotation, biological process: protein dephosphorylation.